Messenger RNA from Owenia fusiformis, 2120 nucleotides. The record is from the annotation of a GenBank genome assembly. Lineage: Eukaryota; Metazoa; Annelida; Polychaeta; Sabellida; Oweniidae.
CACCCUCUAUAACAAAGGAUCUAGGUAUAAUCAACCAUGAACAAGGGCAUACUAAUCCAGUUAGAACCAAAUAGUGACUUUGAGCAAGACAUACUAAAAGACAUCCAAGACACCAACCUUGAUAGAGAAUACAAAAGCGAGUGGACUCCUAAGAUUGUACAGAUAGUUCAGAAUGAAAAACUUGCCCAGGAAUUUCAAGAUGUCAAAGAGCACUUCACAAGGCUUGGAUACAAUGAGGCUGAGAUGGAGGAGCAUUAUGGAUUUGUAUGUGAGAAUGACAAUGGAGCCCUUGUUAACAUUACAACCAAUGGGCUGAUGACACAAGAUUCUGUACACAAUGUACUUGGCUACAAUUCACUUGGGGUCUAUGUGUGUAAACAUGCCGAUGUGUGUAUACAGGAGGCGUUGGAGAAGCCAGGGGGCAGGGAUCAGCAAACAUUAAGGAUGGCAGUAUUUAAGUUCAUGUAUGGUAAAAGAACGACUGCUGUGCCAAGAGUGAGUAACGCGACAGAGUUCAUCAGGCCCACACCUAACUUUGAUUGUCACAUCUCUGCACUCCCAUCAUUCCCACAUGAUACUCUUCAGGCAAAGGCUGACAAAGCACAGGUUUAUCUGUUUGAGAUGGAUAGUCAGCGUAAGCCAGUACGUCGUCCAAGACUUUGCAUGCCAUAUUGUGUGGUCAGCUUAUCCCGCCAUUCACAGAUAGUCAGUCCUGUGGUUAGUACUCUACCACAAGCCCAACCAAUCAAUGCACAGCUAGCAGAGAACCCAGCUCUACAGGAGAUAGUGAAUGCCAUCAAUGCAAGACCAGAAGCUAAGAUAGGUGGGCCAUUUGUGAAUGCUUCCACACCUCCAGUCUCCCCACUAGCUGUAGGAAUUCCAGACCAGGCCCUCCAGUUAGGCACUGUAUCUCCCAAACUUGCUGGGGCCCCAGUUAGACCUGGUGUACCUAUGCUUGCUAAGCCACCAGGCAUGCCCAUCAUUCCUGGUCAGGUGCUACAUCCCCCAGGAGCAGAUGGUUUACUAGGCUGCCCUCCUGGUUUACCUCCAAUCAUGAAUGGACAUCAACCUGCUCCAGCUGCCACCCCUCCACUCAGACCUCAAGUAGUUUUUCCAGGGGGGCCUAGAGGUAUCAUGGAAAAUCCCAGGCUGAAGCACAUAGUGGAUCAGAUCAAUGCUAAGCCAUGGGCCAAACCUUGGACAGUUGCUAAGAGAGGUAGUCCACCAAUGAAGCCAGAUGCAAAUGGCCUAGAGAUGAGACCUCCAGCCCCAGGGUCCCCAUACAGACCUGCCUCUCCACAGGCUUCAAUUUUGGGGCAGCCUGGUCAUAAUGUUGCAGCUGCAGCAGCAGUCAACUACACUGGGCGUAGUCUAACCAUCCCAGCCACUACCCAGUCAAUCCAACCCUCCUCCCUACAGCAACUCAUGCCUGGAAUUCCCACUAUGACAGGCCUACAGACAUUACCAAGUCUACAAGGAAUCCCCGGUGUACCCAGUCUACAACAGAGUCUUGCAGGACUCCCCCAGGGUUAUGCAGGUAUGCAGCAAGUGCCUGGGAUACAAGGGAUGCAACAGGUUCAGGGUAUGCAACCAGGUCUGACAGGAGUCCAGGGCCUAGGUGGUGUACCAACCAUCCCAGCCAUGCCUGGGGUUCAAGGAUUAUCAGCAGGUGGUCUAGGCACACUCCAAGGUAUCACACCCAUGCAAGCUUAUUCACAGGCCCAGUCUCUAGGUAUGCUCUCGCAGCAAGCACAACAACCUUUCAUGAAGUUUAUUGACACUCCAGCUGGUCAACCAGCAGUCCAGUCCCAGUUAGACCUCCUGGGUCUCCCCAGUCAGCUUGCCUGUGCCCCCUCCCUCGCCACAAAUCCUGGUCUACUUGGGGCACGUCCUCUAGAACUCUCAACCAUGUCAACUGCCCUACAGGCGCAAGCCACUCAUGAUGCAGGCAGGUAUGGCAAACGUUCUUUCUAUGAUAUGGACUUUACCCAAGAGAUGGCUAAGCGUUUAAGAAAAUUCUAGUGGAUAUUCCAAUAAGUAAAACAUUUACAAUCUGAAGAUUUCCAAAAUGGAUUUGUCUUUAUCCAUAUACGCAACAAGAGACCCAGUCUAUAGCAACA